Molecule: messenger RNA, 5004 nt
Organism: Catharus ustulatus (Swainson's thrush)
Lineage: Eukaryota; Metazoa; Chordata; Aves; Passeriformes; Turdidae
Gene: DCPH1
Product: acidic residue methyltransferase 1
Exons: 5
Coding region: 21-1352 (443 amino acids)
Biological process (GO): DNA damage response
Cellular component (GO): cytoplasm; nucleus
Molecular function (GO): phosphatase activity
Source: RefSeq, a predicted model, not a curated record
CUCUGGGGGGGCGGAGCAAGAUGGCGGCGGUACCGGCGUUCCCGGUGUCCCUCUCGGGCAGGUUUAAGGGAUCCUUUGCGUAUUUUACAAUUAAAGACAGACUUCCCCAGAUCCUCACGAGAGUUAUUGAUACUUUGCAUCGACAUAAAAAUGAAUUUUUUGAAGAACAUGGUGAGAAGGGUGUUGAAGCAGAGAAGAGAGCUAUAUCUUUCCUCUCCAAACUGCGGAAUGAGCUGCAAACAGACAAGCCGGUGACCCCUUUGGAAGAUGAGUUGCCUGAUGCUGCGCUGUGGAACCAAUACCUGGACUACCAACGAAAUUUACCCAAUGGAAAUGGAGAACCAAGUUGGUUUCAGUCCCCUUGGCUGUAUGUAGAGUGUUAUAUGUAUCGAAGAAUCCAUGCAGCAUUAGCACAGAACCCACCUAUUGACAACUUUGACGUAUUUAAGGAAGGAAAGGCUCAAAAUUUCUUUGAAUCCCAAGAAGCUAUUAUUGCCUUAUGCACUUACUUUCAGGAACUUCUUAAGAACAUCAAGGAUCUAGAUGAAAAGCAACUUCAGGAGGAAUUUUUUAAGCUAUUGCAGGUGUCAUUGUGGGGCAAUAAGUGUGACCUUUCUUUUUCAGCUGGUGAAGACAGCUCUCAGAAAUCUAGUCCCUUGCAAUCCCUGGAAAACAUGAUACCUUACAUCUUAGUGAAUGAUAUGGAAAAAGCUUGGUCACUACUUGUAAAUGCCAAAAAAAAUAGAAAAGAAGGAAGUAAUGUUAGAGUUGACAUAAUCCUGGAUAAUGCUGGAUUUGAACUUGUAAGUGAUCUUGUGUUGGCUGAUUUCUUGUUAUCGUCAAAGCUAGCUGAUGAAGUCCAUUUUCAUGGAAAAAGUAUUCCAUGGUAUGUAUCAGAUACCACAAAGCAUGAUUUUAACUGGACUAUUAAACAACUGGGGUCAGCUAAUCAUAUGUGGAUGUCUAGAUGUGGGAUAAACUGGGAGGGGAAUUUGAAAAAGGGAGUUUGGGUUUUCCGUGACCACAUGUUUUGGACUUUACCACAUGAUUUUUCCAGUAUGAGUGAAGUUGCUCCUGACUUGUAUGCUGAGCUACAAAAGUCAAACUUGCUUCUUUUCAAAGGUGAUCUAAACUAUAGAAAAUUGACAGGAGAUAGAAAAUGGGAAUGCAGUGUCCCGUUUCAUCAAGCCUUGAAUAAGUUUCAUCCUGCGCCUCUCUGUAGUUUGAGAACCCUUAAAUCUGACACUCAGGUUGGCCUGAAACCUGGACAAGGUGAGCAAAUUCAGGCUUCUGAACCUGAGUGGAUGGUAAGUGGAAAAUAUGGGGUAGUUCAGUUUGAUGCUGGUCUCUAGUUAAGAGAGAAAGUGAAAGAGAGAUUAAGUUUGACUUUAAUUUCUCUGUUCCAUGCUUGGCUUCAGUAAAGAUUCUUUUUUGUUUGUGCUUUUUCCUCUCAAGUUUUGUUGUUUUUGUCCCAUGAAAGACUUAAAUGUUGUGCAAAAAUUUGUAAACUGUCUUCAUAUAUGUAAAUCAAUCUGCAUUUCAAUGCAUUUUGUUUUCAUAAUGUCCAAUGUCAGCAGCCCAUUAAGAUGAAUAUUUAGUUGUCCAUAAUAUUUUUUCCUCAUCAGUGGGUAUGAGUUUAAUGAUUGAAAGCUUAACAAGUGAAAAAUUUGCUUCAGAAACAAUUUCCCCAAUGGCACAUUAGCAUUAAUUUACUUAUUUCAGAAUAAUUUGUGCUCCACGUCAUUUCAUGCAUUGCAUGAAAGUUAGUAUUUUAAAGAACUCAGAAAUUAAUUGCAGACAGAUUCUUUUGACGUUUUGAGUAUAGUAUAGUGUUACAUUAAGUGAUAAAUUAUGGGGUGACAGCUUGUAAAUACUCAUGUAGAGUUAAAAAUUGAAUUUCAGUUUUAAAGCACAAGUGAAUGUUGCUAGCCAGUUUGCUUGUGGGAGAGUUGUCCCAUCUGGUUGGAAAAUUGGUGGGAGAAAAGACAAUCUCAUGUUAAAACUGUUGAAGAUAUUUUCAAAGCUCUUCCAAAAAAGAAGCACACAGAAAACCCUCUCUAAACAAAAGAAAUUAAUGAAACCCAAGCAGUUACAUUAACUGGAUUUUAGAUUUAAUGCAGACUUGAUCUUCAGGUAACCUGUCAGCAGUGUAUGUAUGAGGUUCAAGCACUGCUGUUUCCUUCUUUUGUGGUAAUUCUCUUUAUUUUUCAAAUGUAUUUAUUUGGGGGAUUUUGGUUGGUUGGUUUCUUUUUAAGAAGGAUGCCUUAAUUUUCAAGGAGGAUACACAACCCCGUUUGCACUGAGAAGUACAGGGUAAAGAAGCAUAUACCAUACAGGUUCCUGUUAACUGGAGUUGUUAGAUGUCCAUUUCUACUUUUCUUCCCAGUCUCAAAAGUUGCUGCAUGUUAUGUUCAUGCAACAAAGAUCUAUACAAUGGAUAAAUGCUCCAAAAUGCUGAUGACUUUGAUUAUUUGUGUUUAGUUUCUUCUUCUUAAAUUUGAAAGGGUAUUUUGAGGUUCCAAGGUCAAGUACACAAAAACAAAGAUGCGAGGAAUUUAAUGAGGCUGCUGUAGGGAGGGUUACAGUUUUGAGAUCUGGGUUUACUGCUCUCAUCCCCUUUAUAUCUUUGGCUUAGUACUCCUAUAGGGUGAAUUCAUCCUCAUCUUUAGGCACCUGAUUGAACUGCAGAAAUUAGAAAUCCGGUCAAGAAAGCUGAAAGUUUCUGUCUGGAGAGAGCUCAGCAGCACUCCAACUUUAGAGCUAUGAUCAAAUAUGUUAAUGACACGAUGAAUCUGUGUACUGGAACCUCAGUGUCUCAUCUUUGAAAAUGCUAACUUGUUUUAAGUGCAUUUUGAAGCAGCAACUUUGGGUCAAGAACAGAGAAAUGGAAGUUGUGGAAUAUGUGAAAUGAGAACAUCAUACCUUGCUGAGAGAGACAAAAUGAAUUGGGGACGAAAUCUGCUUUACCUGUGCUCAGAUUGUUUGUAAGGUGCUGACUUAAUUUGCUGGAGAGGUUUAAAAGUGUAUAAUGGACAAGAAGAGGAAGUCACUGUUGAGGCUACUUUUGACAAAUAGAUUUGCCUCUUACACAAUCCUUACACAUGCUGAGAAACUUGAUUUAGUUUUUGACUGGUUGUUAAUGUGUCCCGUGCCGAGGUUGCUUUCAGGCUGUUAUUUCUGGGAACUCACAAUGCAGAUUGGGGAAAAUUAGUAGUAUGAAGUUAUGAUAAAUAAAGUCCUACAAAAUCCAAAAUCAAUUAGGAGAUGCAGCAGCAUUUGCUAAGUAUUACUGAAUUACGAAGAUUACUACAAGAUAUGUAAUUCUUAGCUUAGCACGUGAAUGCUAAUGUAUGACAAGAUGUCAUGCUGAAAAAAAAUAGUUCUAUUCUCCAGUUGAUUAAAAGUGCACUUUCCAUCUUUUGCCCCUCACAAAGAGACGUUUAUGUGGUAAUACACAGUGUGACUGUGUGGCUGUGUAAGGAAUGCACAACAAUAACUUGCAAAUGCUUGACUUCUAUAGCUGUAAUUGCAAAGUACUAUCUCUAGGCAGAACUGAAUAAGCAGCAUACUUUUAUGUUUGUUGACUGGCUAUAUUUUUGUAACAUUUUGAUUGAUUGUAUGAAAAAAAGAAAAAAUAACAUCAGUGUUACAGUCUCCCAUGACACAACAAAGUUGUGAAGACAUAUUCCAAUGAGGUAUGGUGCUCUGCUGAUGGGUUUGAUGCAGUUCCCUUAAAAAUAGGAAAUGCUUUUGUAGCUAUUCUGUGUUAAUUACUUUUUGUAAUAUAACGUAAUGAAAUGGCAGCAUGAACCUAUUGCUUUUAGGUGGAAUUAAAAAACAUAACCUGAAGCAUGUGUUAGACCAAUAGCAUGUGCUGCAAUACAACAUUUUUUUACUUGAGUAUUUAAGAAAGUUCCUUCAAUACAUCUAUUACAACUGUAUUACAACUGAUUGCCCAAAAUGCUUCUACAGUAUAACUCAGGAACUACUGAUUUGUACAUCCAAAAUUUGAGAUUUUAAUUUCAUGUGCCAUUUGAAUAUUUAUUGCAAAAGCCAAAGGCAUUUUCAGUAAUUCUGAGGACGGACCACAACAAAAAACCAGUUUUUAGUUUUGUUUUUUACCUUUUAAAGAACUGUAUUUGUAAGUCAGUUUUUGAUGAUGGCUUUCAUUGUUGAUGAAAUAGGGGGAAAUUUAUGUCAGGCACAAUGAAAAGCAGUACACACCUGUCUGAAUACUUGAUAAGUUAUGUAAGAUACCUACAGUAAUUUCUUAUGUAUAUAAGGUUUCUUAAAAUAAAUUGUUUGAUGUGGAAAAUAAGUUGAUUGUAUGACUAGAAGCUUGUAAGAAUAUUGAAAUAAAUUAUAUAAUUUUGUGCAAGUCAGACAUUAUUAUACUAUUUCAGUGUCUGGGGAAACCAACUUAAAAUAAUUCAGGUCUUAGUUCCUGAUUUUUUUUUCUUUGAAACAGUUUUUAUGCAUAAACCUGUAAAGCAUAUUUAUUCAAUGAGUUCUUGAAAGAUACAUCAUAAAAUGUUCUUCUGUAACAAGACAGGGCAAAAGUAAGGAAUUUUCUAAUUUUUACUCUACUUAUACUCCUUAAAAAUAAUUGAAAAUCUCUUAAAUGUAUCUGGUAAUUACUUACUAAGGUUGGUGUAGCUGAUGGUGUCAUUUCCAGAAUCACUUCUAAAACUGAUAGGUUGUCCAUGUGUUCUCAGCAAAAAUGGAAAUAUUUUGGUGUUACUCUUACUGUAACUAAAAUAUUUCAAAAAUAGUUUGGUUUGCACACCUUGCUGAUGUCCCAUAAUCCCUAACUGUUGUUUUUGAAAUAGUUUCUUUAAAGUUCAUAGUAUUAUUUGCAUUUACGGUUAACGACUUUUUCUGUGCUGUCAGACAGCAUGGGAAAAAAGUUUACUUUGUUGCAUGAAAAUUACUCUAUGAAAUGGUUUUAAUCUAAAAAGAAACCCUUAAUUGUGUCUAAAAUAAAAAUUCCAAAGUGGAAUCUUA